Acanthosepion pharaonis is the source of this 2442-nucleotide messenger RNA. Lineage: Eukaryota; Metazoa; Mollusca; Cephalopoda; Sepiida; Sepiidae. The record is from the annotation of a GenBank genome assembly.
AUGAAUGUACCAUUCGACUCAGGUUUAUUGCCUAAAGAACGCCCACGCGUGCAGACAGUGAGAGAUGUUAAAAGACAAGCAGGACAACGAAGAGAACGUGGUGCUAAUGAAAGGUUUCGAGGACGAACAAAUGAUGAAGGAGAACUGGGUGACCUCUGGAGCACACGACCUCCAAACACAUCCUCUGCAGAUUAUUUGGCAAAUAGCCACCAUCCAGAACUGACCCCACAUUCUUAUAAUUUGGAUAAAUCCAGUGAGAAGUUGUUCUUCCCUUCCUCGAUAUCACAGUCUUUAGACCACACUGAUUAUAACAAUCCACCCUCGCCUUUGCCACCACCUCCUCCCAACAGCAUGCCUCCCUACAGCAGCCAAAACCUCUUUACCGAGAAUAACCCAUCAGCAUCCAUAUUACCACCACCUCCCCCAUCAUCACCACCACCACUACCGCCUCUUCCUCAGCUUCAGCAACCAUCCACCACAACAAUACAGACGGAUUCAGAUCCAGAUUUUCUGCGGAGACGUUCGUCCUUGCAUUCCUUGCCGCAACGUCUUCUCGGUCCUAAGCCCUUCACUCCAUAUAGUAAUACGGUGACUCUGUUACCCAAAUACGAAGACAAAGGCUUACCUGUAGAAACGGUUCUGCCGAUGAAAAACACAGACGCAAAUAAUAGUGAAAUCAAUCCUGAGAUUAGCGAGCCAAGUGUUGUCAGCUCUGUUCAGACUAACAAUCUAUUUGCAGCCAGACCGUGGGCCACAGGAGUUUCUGUCCCAAAACUGAAGAGAUCACCACGUGGACGUAAUCGCUAUUUGACCAUAUCAAGCAGUGAACCUAUUAAGUUGGAACAUGCUCUUCAAAAACAGUCUUCAAUCAAUUCUUCUGCAGGUGAUCUCAUACCUGGGGCCACAUUUAUAAAUAACAUGCCUGAUAUUAUCAGUUCAACAAUAGACAAAUUUGAUGAGGAAACAAUUGACAGAGAGCUGAUGAAACCAGAGAAGGUCUUUAUUCCCGAGCGAUAUAUACCAGAUUGUGACGAAGAGGAUUUAACGGAAGAAGAGAAGGAAAAACGCAGAGCAAAAGCAGAAAAGAUCAGAAAAGUCCUCACUGAACAAAGUGUUCACUCCUGGACCAAGCAAAUCCCAGCAGGUAAUCUUGAAAAAAUCCAUGACCACAUCGCCAAAGAAAAAAUAUUACGAGAACAUUUAUUAACAAUUACUCAAGAACUUGCCAAGGAAGUGACUAAGAAGAGUAAAGAGGCGGCCGUGGAACGCAGAAAAACCUGGGCAGGGACUCCGUCAAGCGACUACCUAAAGUUUGUCUAUGCAUCAUUGCAAUCUUUGCUUUCCUUUUCUUGCUAUUUUUUUUAUUUCAUUCUCUCUCUUUUUAUUUCUUUCUUUUUCUCUAUCUCUCUUUCUUUUUCUCUAUCUAUCUCUCUCUCUCUCUCUGUCUCGUUCGUCCGUUCUAUUUCUCUCUCUCUCUCUCUCGUUCGUCCGUUCUAUUUCUCUCUCUCUCUCUCUCGUUCGUCCGUUCUAUUUCUCUCUCUCUCUCUCUCGUUCGUCCGUUCUAUUUCUCUCUCUCUCUCUCUCUCUUCGUUUCGUCGUUCUAUUUCUCUCUCUCUCUCUCGUCCGUUCUUCUCUCUCUCGUUAAAUCCGUUCUUUUCUCUCUCUCUUCGUCGUUCGUCCGUUCGUCCGUUCUUUCUCUCUCUCUCUCGUUCGUCCGUUCUAUUUCUCUCUCUCUCUCUCUCUCGUUCGUCCGUUCUAUUUCUCUCUCUCUCUCUCUCUCGUUCGUCCGUUCUAUUUCUCUCUCUCUCUCGUUCGUCCGUUCUAUUUCUCUCUCUCUCUCGUUCGUCCGUUCUAUUUCUCUCUCUCUCUUCGUCCGUUCUAUUUCUCUCUCUCUUUCGUCCGUUCUAUUUCUCUCUCUCUCUAGAUUCGUCCGUUCUAUUUCUCUCUCUCGUUCGUCCGUUCUAUUUCUCUCUCUCUCUAGUUAAGUCCGUUCUAUUUCUCUCUCUCUCUACGUUCGUCAGUCUAUUUCUCUCUCUCUCUCGUUCGUCUGUUCUAUUUCUCUUCUCUCUCUCGCUCGUCUCGUCCGUUCUAUUUCUCUCUCUCUCUCUCUCUCUUCGUCCGUUCUCCUCUCUCUCUCUUUUCGUCUUCUAUUUCUCUCUCUCUCUCUUCUCGUCUUCUAUUUCUCUUCUCUCUCUUCUUCACAACACUUUUUUCUUUUUCCUUCCCUUCACGACGCUUCUUACUUUUUCCUUCCCUCCCCGACGCUUUUGUACUUUUUCCUUCCCUUCACGACGCUUUUGUACUUUUUCCUUCCCUUCACGACGCUUUUGUACUUUUUCCUUCCCUCCACGACGCUUUUGUACUUUUUCCUUCCCUCCACGACGCUUUUGUACUUUUUCCUUCCCUCCACGACACUUUUGUACUUUUUUCUUUCCUUCUUGA